Messenger RNA from Phlebotomus argentipes, 1304 nucleotides. RefSeq lists its product as uncharacterized. Lineage: Eukaryota; Metazoa; Arthropoda; Insecta; Diptera; Psychodidae. The transcript has 4 exons. The coding region runs from base 228 to 1253 and encodes 341 amino acids. The record is from RefSeq and is a predicted model, not a curated record. Gene Ontology annotation, molecular function: chitin binding. Gene Ontology annotation, cellular component: extracellular region.
UCACAAUUUUUAUCCCACACACUGUGCACAAAGAGAGAAGACGGUAAAAAGUGUUAAUUGUGCAGAUUUGCUCUGGAUUUUCCACCGCGAGUCGCAAAGAGAGAUUGCAAAGAGAUCAAGGAGGACACAAUCAGUGAUUGCGAGAGUGCAUAAUUUCUAUUGUGCGGGAAAGUGUGUGUGCUUUGGUUGUUGGUGAAGAAAGUUUUUUUUGUCAGAAAGUAGUCAAAAUGCGUAGUUUUUGGAUUUGUGGAGCCGUGACGACCCUGAUCUUGGCACAAGUUGUCCAGUGUCAGCAGCAGUUUAGUCUGCCGGAAGCUGAGGCGGACGACGAUGAGGCACUGGAUGAGGAGGGAAUUGACCUGUCGCCAUCGCCGGCCAGCAUUCAGUACCGGCUCCGGCCGUACGACUACAGUGACGAGGUGGAGGAUCAGCAGCAGCCCAUUCAUCAGACAAUCACCCAAGCGCCGCAGUUGAUUUACACGGCACAGCAGCAGAGGAGGACAUCGACACAGCCCAAUCCACACCCGCAUCCGCCUGCGCAGAAGGUGUACAAGAAGCUGGACAAGACGAAGCAGCAGCUGCUGCAGGAGGAGCUGGACAAUGAGGAGCCCGAUCGCCUGUCGCUGCUGUUGGAGAAGUCCAGCUUCAAGUGCAACGGACGCCUCACUGGCUACUAUGCCGACGAGACGCUGGGCUGUGAAGUCUUCCACUAUUGCCAAGACAACUCCAGACACUCGUGGAUCUGCCCUGAGGGCUUCACAUUCCACCAGGUCCAUCUGAUCUGUAUGCCCGCGUCUGCGGACAACAUCUGCGAGCAAUCCACCAAGUAUCACUUCGUCAAUGAAUAUCUGUACAAGCCCAUCAACAUGGAGGAACACCAAACGCGUCCCAAUGUCACGCUACGCUACUCCGAGCGCUACUAUCCCGAUGAGAUCUACCAGGAUGAGCGACAGGAGUACUACAACGAGAGGGUGUUUCCUGAGCGUCACCAGGACGUGCCACAGCAACAGAUUCAUUACACCAGACAACCAGUUCAAACUGUCCGCAAAGUGACUGUGCCCACGCCUCAGCCGUACAGACCACCAUCCUCCACUCCACACAACACCGUCUUCCGGUCGCCAGAGGAGAUCAACAUCUCGCUGCAGCAGAGACGGCCUCAGCAGCACAUCUUCCAGGCUCAGGCCACGUCCACGACGCCGCGCUACGACGAAGAUGACGACGAGGAGGAGUACAGCUAUGAGAGGAAGAAGUAGACAGCUUCAAGCAUUGCAAUCAUCUAAUUUAUUUGCUCAUAAGCCGCUUUU